UGCAGUGAUAUAUUUGCGACCAUAGUUUGGGUGAUAAUAAUGGCGUCGAAGGCAUCGACAGCGGCGGUGAUCGACACGAGAGCCGAGUUGGCGGAACUCGUCAAACGCAGGGCUGACAUAGCGGAGACGCUGUGUAAUCUGGAGCGACAGAUAUACGCCUUCGAGGGCUCCUAUCUGGAGGACACCCACCUCUACGGCAAUAUCAUCCGCGGAUGGGACCGGUAUCUCAUGGCCAACAGGAACACGAACAGCAAAUCCGACAAAAGGAACCGUAAGUUCAAAGAGGCCGACCGUCUCUUCUCCAAGUCGUCCAUUACGUCGAGUCAA
Messenger RNA from Oppiella nova, 327 nucleotides. Lineage: Eukaryota; Metazoa; Arthropoda; Arachnida; Sarcoptiformes; Oppiidae. The record is from the annotation of a GenBank genome assembly.